GUUUCCUAGGACAGACUCAUCUUUGCGGAUACCACUGCAGAAUAGAAGACAGACUUAGGGAGACAUUUCCUCCCACACACCAUCCCAAUCCCAUUGGCCCUCUAGACAGCCAAAUUACAAGUCCUGGAACACAACCUCGUCAUUUUCAGCACUCUAGGCGUGGACAGCUCCUGCAUCUUGGGCGCUUCCUCUGCAGUGUGCCGCGCGAGAGCCACAGCGCCCGGUGCAGCACGCGACUGGACCUCUAGCGCUCCCUCCUCCCAGUCCGUACCCCUUCCCCCCUCCCUUAGCUCACUCUACCGGCCACUUUGAGGGAUUUCCUCCUGGGGCGGCCUUUGCAACAGCAACACGUCUGCCUGGUUGGCGGCAACUGCGAGCAUGGAUCUCCUAGGAAAAGCCCUUCUCAGCGGAGACAGACUUGGGAUUCUCCUGAUGCUCUUCCAUGCAAUGGCCCAAACCGUGGCAGAACAAGAAGUGGAAAAUCUUUCGGGCCUUUCCACGAGCCCUGGGAAAGACAUAUUUGUGGUGCGGGAAAAUGGGACAACGUGUCUCAUGGCAGAGUUUGCAGCCAAAUUUAUUGUACCUUAUGAUGUGUGGGCCAACAAUUACGUGGAUCUGAUCACAGAGCAGGCUGAGAUCGCCUUGACCCGGGGAGCUGAGGUGAAUGGCCGCUGUGGCCACAACGAAUCGGAGCUGCAGGUGUUCUGGGUAGAUCGUGCCUACACACUCAAAAUGCUAUUUGUAAAGGAAAGUCACAACACUUCCAAAGGAUCAGAGGCGACUUGGAGGCUGAGCAAGGUGCAGUUUGUCUAUGACACCUUAGAGAAAACUCACUUUAAAGACCCAGUGAGUGCUGGAAAGCACACGGCCAACUCUCAUCACCUCGCUGCCUUGGUAACCCCAGCUGGGAUGUCCUAUGAAUGUCAGGCUCAGCAGUCCAUUUCUCUGGCCUCCAGUGAUCCUCAGAAAACGGUCACUAUGAUUCUGUCCGCAGUACACAUCCAACCCUUUGACAUCAUCUCUGAUUUCGUCUUCAGUGAAGAGCACAAAUGCCCGGUGGAUGAGCGAGAGCAGCUGGAAGAGACCUUGCCCCUGAUUCUGGGUCUCAUCUUGGGCCUUGUCAUUGUGAUAACCCUUGUGAUUUACCACAUCCACCAUAAAAUGACUGCCAACCAAGUGCAGAUCCCCAGAGACCGAUCCCAGUAUAAGCACAUGGGCUAAGGACCAUUAGGCAGACAGCCUCCAGGUCCUGCCCCCAUACGGGAUCAAUUAGAACGACAAUGGCACUCCUCACCUGUAUACAGGAUACACCAACAUAGCUACACUCUAACAGGCUCGGGCACCUGAGUCUUGCCUGGCCUGUGUCCAUGCUUAAACCCAGGGAUUGCAGGCAGGUCUUGGGAUUUGUGAAUUGAAUGAUGGCUGUUGUUUCCAUACUGGGAAAUAAGGGUGGGUGGGUAGGGUAAUAGACAGCGUCCAUGCUCAUGAUGGCUUAGCUUUGACUCUCUGACUGUGUAAGUCUACAGCACUCAGAAAGGGAGAUGUGGCCCUUACAUUUAGAAACUGGAAAAACUUCCUUUGGGAGACUUCUCUUUGCUCCCUUGGCCUCAGCUUUCUUACUUACAUGGUUUUCUUUUCUAUCUUUUAAGCUAUCUUUUUUUAUUUAAUAUGCUGAAUAUAUUAUAUCCUGACUGCAGUUUCCCUCCCUCCUCUCCUCCCAUCCACUCCUCUACUGCUUCAGCCCUCCUUCAUAAAAGGGCAGGCCUCCCAGGGAUAUCAAAGAACAUGGUAUAUCCACUUGCAAUAAGACUAGGCAACCUUGCUCAUAUUAAAGCUGGACUAGGCAACCCAGUGGGAGGAAAAGGAUCACAAAAGCAGGCAGAAAUGUCAGAGCCAGCUCCCAACUCCCACUGUUAGGGGUUCCACGAGAAGACCAAGCUACACAGCUAUGACAUAUAUAACAUAUAUACAGAGGGCUUUGGUCAGACCCAUAAAGGCUCCCUGAUUGUUGGUUCAAACUCUGUGAGCCCCUAUGGGCCCAGGUUAGUUGUUUCUGUGGGUUUUCUUCUGGUGCCCUUGUUCCCUCUGGCUCCUACAAUCCUUCCUCUUCCUGUUCUGCAGGAUUCCACAAGCCCCACCUUACUUUUGGCUCUGGUUCUCUGCAUCUGUUUCCAUCAGUUGCUGGACGAAACCUCUCUAAUGAUGAUUAUGCUCGUCUCCUACCUAUAAGUAUAGCAGAAUAUUAUUUCAUUGACUUUUUUUUUUUGGCCCUGUCAUGUCUGGUUCUAUCCUCGGUGUCUAGGCUACCCAGGCUCUUGUUCCUGGUCCUCCAGGCAAUGUCAGGGGUGGGCUCCCUCUUGUGGCAUGGGUCUCAAGCUGGAAUGGACAUUGUUGGCCUUUAUCACAGCACUUCUUGUAGGCAGGACAAGUUGUAGGCCAAAGGUUUGGAGGCUGGUUUGGACUUACACGGUUUUCAAUGCACACAAAAUACAACCUCAUGCUCCCUGCAGCAAGACCCCUGAAAGUGAUUCAUGCUUUUGGCUGGCAUUUGCAUGUCUAGUGAUUGUUUUGGGAAUGUUUCGCUGCUACCUGCGCCCAGUGACUUUGCAGCACAAGAACCCGUUUAAUGUCACUAUGCACAGUUGUUUGGAAUUCAUAAUAUGUCAGGUCCAAGUAUGGGGACCUAAAGAAUCAGUACAUGUGAGUUUGCUUUUGAAAAUGAAUUAAAAAAACACUAUAUU
Molecule: messenger RNA, 2741 nt
Organism: Microtus ochrogaster (prairie vole)
Lineage: Eukaryota; Metazoa; Chordata; Mammalia; Rodentia; Cricetidae
Gene: Lamp5
Product: lysosome associated membrane protein 5
Biological process (GO): establishment of protein localization to organelle
Cellular component (GO): lysosomal membrane; plasma membrane; late endosome membrane
Source: RefSeq, a predicted model, not a curated record